AUGUAUCAGGUCCUGGAGUUGGGACUUAUCCUAGCUCGAUGUCGAGCUUACUAUAUACUUACUGCCGUUUUGCCUGUUUGCGUCCUAUCUGGUCUCAAUCUGAUGGUGUUUCACGUGCCCCCGGGGUCGGGGGAGAAGAUGACCCUGUGUGUGUCUGUGUUGUUGGCCUAUGCUGUGUACCUGACCUCCAUCAACUCCUUCUUACCGUCUGUGUCCGACCACGUGUCUCUCUUCAGCGUCUACCUCCACUGCAUGUUUGUCCUCAAGGCUCUGACUGUUAUGGCGACAGUCAUUGUCCUAUAUCUCCACUCAACACUGCCCAAGUCUACAAUAAGAAAACAACUGACAAAACAUUUUUCUCCCAUGCCAAAGAAAUACUUACCUGAUGCCAGUUUAGCUGAUAAUCUUGAGUAA
Molecule: messenger RNA, 414 nt
Organism: Haliotis rufescens (red abalone)
Lineage: Eukaryota; Metazoa; Mollusca; Gastropoda; Lepetellida; Haliotidae
Product: acetylcholine receptor subunit delta-like
Exons: 1
Coding region: 1-414 (137 amino acids)
Biological process (GO): monoatomic ion transport
Cellular component (GO): membrane
Source: RefSeq, a predicted model, not a curated record